This is a messenger RNA of Formica exsecta, 1560 nucleotides long. RefSeq lists its product as uncharacterized. The transcript is spliced from 8 exons. NCBI's taxonomy places the organism in Eukaryota, Metazoa, Arthropoda, Insecta, Hymenoptera, Formicidae. The record is from RefSeq and is a predicted model, not a curated record. Bases 556 to 1476 code for a protein of 306 amino acids. Gene Ontology annotation, cellular component: transcription regulator complex; nucleus. Gene Ontology annotation, biological process: regulation of transcription by RNA polymerase II.
GUUCCGAUUCCCCACCCGGGUGCACCCAGACACCCAGAGAGCGUUCAGAUUCCUCCCAAGUGCUCUCGCCGGACUCUCAAGUGAGACGUUCAAAUUGUCACUCUAUUCACCCGGGAGAGCGUAAAAACCACCCGGCUCCGUGAGCCGGGUGGUUUGUGAGUGAAGAUGAGUGGCAAUAAGUGCGGGCAAUAUUGAAAAAUCUAGUAAUAUUGUUUUUACAGAUAGGGCGAUCACGCAUUACCAAGAUGCCAACGCCGUUUGGAGACUUCAGAUUCCUACGGAGUGCGUUCUGAUUCCAUUAUCCUCUCAGACACUUUUCGUUAAACUCCGCCCAUCACCCGCUCACCCGACUAUCACCCAUCGGGUGAAGAAUCGGAACACAGCCGAGCGCGGAAACGCGGAAACGCGGAAGAGAAUUGUAACUAGAAAAGUAACUAUUCCGCGUUUCCGCGAAUUGAGUCGUUUCUUUCCGCACAUUUGAGCGGAAUCCGCGGAAUCCGUUACCGUCUCAACAAAACUCAACAAAAGUGUAUAGAAAAUAUAAAAACUUUAUAAAUGGAUGGUCCUGCAACAAAGUGUGGCUAUUGCGGCUUCAUUUUUAGGGGCUCAUGUGGAACAAUUUUGGACCACCAUUGUUUCAAGACAUACAAUGAAACUAUAGAUGUUAUAAAUGUUGACAGCGAUGCUGUGGUUACUAUGAGAAAGAGACAUCAAACUGAAAGUGUUGUGCAACAUGAAGGAGCUUUACAAUCUGAUACACAAUCAAUACUCACACAAGACGAGUUACUAAUUGAACUGGUGCGGACUCGAAGAGGUUUAUGGGAUCAUUCAAUUCCAAUAACCGAAAGGACAAGAUUAAAAAAAGAAAGUUUAUGGCAAGAAAUUGUAAACGUACUUGAUGGAUCUCUGUCUAUGGAAACAGUUAAGCAGAGAUGGAAAUACUUGCGAGAUUCGUACAUAAAGGCUAGAAAGAAGAUGCAAGGAUACGUACGAAGCGGAUUAGGAACAGAAUCUGGCCAUCCUUUACGAAGUUCGUUUGCUCAUUAUGAAGAAAUGAGGUUUCUCGAUGAUACCGUAAAGACGACACCGACUGUCAGCUCCGUCCAGCACCUUUUGGAAGCAAAUUCAUCCCAUGUUGAAGAUAUGCAAAUGGACAUGACUGCUGAAAAUUCUACAGAUCUUGAUGAUUCCAUACAGGGUGUUUCAUAUUCAUCGUCAGAUUCAUCACGAUCUGCAUCAUCAGGAACGAAAAGGAAAAAUGCGCAAAGGCAAGCUGAAAUUGAGAAUAAAUUUCUUAGUAUCAUUGAUGAAGUAUCGAGCAAAAAACGUGAUGUAGUGGAUAGUUUUUUGGACCAGCUUGGUGACAUUCUACGGCGACUACCCUACGUACGACGCAGAAACCUGCAAAGAAGGCUUAUGGAUAUUGCCAUAGAAGAAGAGGAUGCCGAGCUUGAGAAGAGGGCGAGUGCCAAAUAGAUACGUUUUUUUUAAUAUAAUAAAUUGUUCAAUUCGUGUAAUAUGUAAGUUAUAAAGAUUAAAAUAUAUUUUUCUAUUCAAUUU